Messenger RNA from Alternaria infectoria, 3201 nucleotides. RefSeq lists its product as uncharacterized. Lineage: Eukaryota; Fungi; Ascomycota; Dothideomycetes; Pleosporales; Pleosporaceae. The record is from RefSeq and is a predicted model, not a curated record. Gene Ontology annotation, molecular function: protein binding. The transcript is spliced from 6 exons. Bases 1 to 3201 code for a protein of 1066 amino acids.
AUGCCAAGUAUAUCCUUCGCAGGAGCUAAGAAACGCAAGACGCGUCAUUCCGGUUACACCUUCACAAAAGCACGUCAAGAACCCGGAAUCACGAUGCUCGGGCCAGCCGAGAGCGGACUGUUGCGUCUAGUGGAUGAACUCCUCCUUAACAUCAUCGAUCACGUCGAAGGCCAGGAUGCGCUUUGCAGUCUUGCUGCGACGUGCACGCGGUUUCAAGGCCUCGUUGAACCCUACAUCUGGCGCAAACUGCAAGUCUUGACGGGAGGACACGCGCAAAGGAUUGCCACGGCACUGGACAGCCGGGACGAUCGGACAGACUAUAUCCAGGAUCUGGCUAUCCGCUACAAAGAUGAUUGUCGCGAGGGGAUCGAGGAUCUGAACCAUUAUCUGAGUUUGAUGGGUAGGCUGCGUCAUCUGCAUGUCGAGAGCCCUUGCCCGAACAACUUGGAAUGGCAAAACGGCAUCUACUUUGAUGGAUACUCACGGAUUGAUUACAACAACUUGCUUGCAGCAGCAGUGUAUCCACGCGCGGGCAUACCGAUGACGUUGCCGAUGCUACAGUCGUUAACGCUUCACGCGCAUGGUUCGGGAGACAACAAGUUCAAGUUAGGUCGCGCAGUCGCGAUGUUCAAGCACCCAACUCUACGAAACAUCACGUUGUCGUGUUUGAACUUCGACGGAGAUCUCCAGAUAACCGAAUCAGAGAAGAAGACGACAUCCCUUCAGUCUCUGACGCUUAUUGAAUGCAACGUCAGCGUACCAUUCCUAGAUCACGUCCUGAGCCUGCCCAAAGCUCUCAAGGAGUUGUCGAUAGGAGAGCGAUUGCACGUCUUCCAGGAAUGCCAACCAUCCAUGGAUCCUGAACAACGCACAUCCUCAUCUCGAUUCCUAGUCGCGCUGCAGAAACAAGCACAUUCGCUGCAGCGCUUGACACAUUGCGGUGGUCACGUUGGCUAUCUGACCCAGCGCGACACCGAUCCCGAAGGCGCCGAAAAGCUACGCUCUCUCGUCGAGCUAGAGUACCUCGAGCUAGGUUUUGAAUCGCACCUCUACUACUACCUACGACAAAGCGGCUUCCCACCAUCCCUCAAGUCGCUAAAAAUGCUCGACUCCGCCAUCUCCAUCAAUUCAGGCCACGACCUCCGCUCGCUAUCCGACAUCGCCUUCCGCUCCCUAACCUCGCUCGUGGACGUCUGUCUCCCAAGAACACUUGCAGACGACUUCAUACUGCACCUCAAGUUCUCCGACCACUCUUUCUUCCGCCUCUUCGAAAUCGUCGACGCGACAGAACAAGCUCACCUCCUCAGCGCUCUCUUCUUCGACCGCGCGGCUACCUACAAGAUCGCCACCAUGCUCAAGUCAUACAGCACAAACGCCCACUUCAUUGUUUCGCGGGAAAUGUUUCCGUCGGGCAAGUCUUUCAUCCCACCGUAUAUGGAGGGCGAGGAGCUGCCUGUCGAGGAGUUGAUGUAUACCAGCGACGACUUUUGGCGCUUCAACGGCAUCAACUACCGCAUUAUGGAUGAUGAGAAUUGGAGGGAUGAGCUUAAGAAAGGGAAGAAGCUGUGCUUGGUCAGAAGUGUCAAGCCGAAGACUGAGAGUAUCAAACGCGAGGCUAAGAGUAUCGACGCCGCUAUACACAACAUGGAUAUGAUCUCCUACACCAAUGCAAGCUCUGCAGCUAUCCUGCAAAGCGGCUUACGGGCCCCCGCAAUGAACGCUGAAUCCCAGACGCCAUCGCACACCUCUUCAAACUCCGGUCCGUUGCCGGGCUAUACAUGCCUAUUCUCGCAACUAUCAGGGGAGCUGCGAAACCGCAUAUACGAUUGUAUCGUAGAAGAUGUUGGUUCGUCUGCCAUGCGCGUACACUACAAUCCUGAUCCAGCAAUGCCAUUCCACGAGCGAUAUCCAAAGCACAUGUACAUGGGCCUGACACAAGUUGACCGUAAAACGCGUAAAGAGUUCGCGCCCAUGUAUAUCAACGGUCGUUACUUCCACUUCUCCCAACUAGCUCACUUCUACCGUUCAGGUCUCGCUGGCAAGAACGAUGCAUAUCCCGCCUUAGUCCGCCUCCUAUCCAUGAUCAAAAAAGGACGUCUUAGACGACCAGCGGUGGCAGGGCUUGAUUCGCCAAACCCAGGUCUCGACGUAACACUCUUGUUCCGACUAGACCCGUAUAACUGCGAUGUCACAGGCCGCUGGUUCCUUGACACAGAAUACAAGAGCCACAGAAAUGGCCUUAUGACGGGCAUCUUAUGCCGCAUGCUCGCGUGUCUACCUUCAUGGUACCAUCUGUUGGAGCCGGGAGCCAUCACCAAGAUCAGCAUCUUGAAGUCUCGCUAUCGGAGUGGCAAGUCGUUCAUCCUCGUUACGGUAGAGCUCGACUCAGAGAUCGAAAUCUCGCGCGCUGCCAUCGUGCAUGCGCAUGUUGAGCAGGCGCUGGUUGCAGAGAUGGAUUUCUCGAUGCCCGAUAGCGGACCGGCGGCGUCGCGCAAUUUUUUGAGGUCUGCUUCUUACAUACACUGUCUCAAUCAACCACUUAAGAAGCGAGCUCAACUGGCACAACCCAACAUGGAUGCCGAUACAACAAUGAACGAUGCCUCCGAUAUGGAUGUGGUGUCGCGGCUUCUGGAGCUGCCCGGUGAACUGCGCAACCACAUAUACAGCAUCAUUGUCGCCGGAGAAGAAGAUCGAGGGGUCAAGCUGCAGCGCAAGCGCCGCGGCCGCUCCCAACACUCGAAACAUUCUCUGAGAGACCGUCACCCUAGUCGCCAAUUCCUCGGCCUUGCUCAGACAAACCGACUAUUCCGCUCCGAAUUCUGGCCGCUUUACACGAAAGCCCACCGCCUUAUCAUCAACAUCGAAGAGCUUGCCGAGUACCUUGAGGUCGUUCCGCACUCUGACGAAUAUAUUAAUAGCUCUAUCAUCAAUACUCUGAAAGCCGUGCGCCUCCUCAAGACUCCCAAAGCCGUUGAAGCCCCUGGUAUCGAUAUUCGGCCUCUUUUCCGCAUGAAGUGGAAAUCGUUCCCAUUCGUCGUUACCAAACGGUCCACGCAUCGGUAUUGCGAGGAGCACGAGAUAUUUCAUUGGCUUGUAAACACAAGCUGCCGUAGGAGCCGGACCUAUAACAAGAAGAUGGUUGCGAGAAAGGGACAGACUAUUCUUGUCGAACAAUUGGAGGAUAUCUCGGAUGAUGUGUGA